Capsella rubella is the source of this 1897-nucleotide messenger RNA. RefSeq names its product probable WRKY transcription factor 39. Gene Ontology annotation, biological process: regulation of DNA-templated transcription. The transcript has 3 exons. Gene Ontology annotation, molecular function: sequence-specific DNA binding; DNA-binding transcription factor activity. NCBI's taxonomy places the organism in Eukaryota, Viridiplantae, Streptophyta, Magnoliopsida, Brassicales, Brassicaceae. The coding region runs from base 680 to 1672 and encodes 330 amino acids. The record is from RefSeq and is a predicted model, not a curated record.
UUUUUCAUUAAUCUCUCACCCAUCUCUUUAUUAUCUCUCUCUCUCUCUUGCACAAAUAAACAAACAAGACAAAUCUUUCUUUAUUUUUAUUUUUAUCCUAAACAUAUAUUCUCUCUUUGCUUACUGUAUGUAUUAGCUUAAUUUGUAUCUUCCUUAGGUUUUUUUUUUCUCUCAAAAAAAUCUCAUUUCUCUUUUCUCCCUACCUUCUCAAUUUUCCUCCUCUUUUCUUAACCUCUUCCCUUUCUUUUUUGUUUUUCUUUGUCAUGUGAGCUGCUAAUUUUAUCUUCUUGGUGUUCAAAAAGAUCUCAUCUUUUACUUUGCAACUCUCUUUCUUCCCAAGUUAAUUCCAGGAGGCAAAAAAACUCACGGUGUUUGGUUUCUUUCUACGUUUCUUAGGGUUUGUCUUCUGGUUUUCUCACGCUCCUUUGAUUUCAUCUUUUUUUUUAGCUGCUUUUCAUUUAAUGUCCUAUAUAUAAAUAAUCUGCCUUAGUUUUCCUGGAAUUUAGAUUUUGAGAUCUUUCCUUUUAUAGCUUCCAAGAGCCUUGUCUAGUUUUAUUAGUAUGAUUCUCUCUUGGUUUAUAGGAGAGAGAUUGAUUGAGCUUGUCUAUUGAGAAAGAUUUAGGGCUUUUUCUUUUGUUUCUCUGAUCUGGAGUUUGGGUACAAGACCAAGAAAAAAAAAAUGGAGGAAGUUGAAGCUGCAAACAAAUCAGCUAUAGAAAGCUGUCAUGGAGUGUUAAACCUCCUUUCUCAACAGUCCAGUGAUCCCAAAUCCUUAAUGGUUGAAACUGGAGAAGCAGUUUCCAAGUUCAAGAGAGUAGCUUCUCUGUUGAGCAGAGGGUUAGGUCAUGGCAAGUUUAGGACUAUCAACAAGUUUAGGUCAUCUUUUCCUCAACACAUCUUCUUGGAGAGCCCUAUCUGCUUUGCUAAUGAUGAUUACACUCAAGUUCUUGCCCCAGAGCCUCUUCAGAUGGUUCCUGCUUCUGCUGUUUUUGAUGGUAUUGAGCCUAAACACCGUAUGGCCCAUCCUCCUCCAUUGAUGCUUAGUCACAAAAUGUGUGUUGACAAGUCGUUUCUGGAGUUAAAGCCACCGCCUUUUCGUGCCCCAUAUCAGUUAAUCCACAACCACCACCAGAUAGCCUACUCUAGGAGCAAUAGCGGUGUAAACCUUAAGUUUGAUGGUUCUGGUAGCAGUUGCUAUACCCCGAGCGUGUCUAACGGAUCAAGAUCGUUUGUCUCAUCUCUUAGUAUGGAUGCCAGUGUAGCAGACUACGAUAGGAACUCCUUCCAUUUGACUGGAUUAUCCCGCGGGUCUGACCAUAUAUCGCAGCAUUCCCGGAAGAUGUGCUCCGGUAGUUUGAAAUGCGGAAGUCGAAGCAAAUGUCAUUGUUCCAAGAAAAGGAAACUGAGGGUAAAGCGAUCAAUCAAGGUCCCUGCAAUCAGUAACAAGAUUGCAGACAUUCCUCCGGAUGAGUAUUCAUGGAGGAAAUAUGGGCAGAAACCGAUUAAGGGUUCACCGCAUCCACGGGGAUACUAUAAAUGCAGCAGUGUAAGAGGUUGUCCAGCGAGGAAGCAUGUGGAGCGAUGUAUCGAUGAAACUUCGAUGUUAAUUGUAACUUACGAAGGUGAGCAUAAUCAUUCAAGAAUAUUGUCUUCACAAUCAGCUCACACCUGACGAAACAGAGUCGGUGCUUGUCCUUUUUUUUUUUUUGCGUCUACUCUUGGAUUUGAAGAACAAUGAAUUAGAUUCAAGAAACCGGUCUUUGUAGCUCUGAUUUGCAAUUGUAUAUUCCACUUUGACAUGAGUUAUAAGAGCACUUGUGAACUCGGAUUCUGUAGCAGUACAAAGAAACAUGACAAUUCGGCUUCAACCGAGCAUUUUCUUAGAUUUAUGCCACAA